AUGGCCUCUGGAUACGGACUUCACGGAGGCCCAUCGCGGUGCUUCCCCUACUGGCAGGAGCUUCUUGGCUGCUAUGUCGUCAACACCAACGGCGAGGAUCACUCAGAGAAGAAGAAGUGCGGAUUGGCUCUGGAGGACUACUACGAGUGCCUGCACCACAAGAAGGAGGCUGCGAGAACGAGAGCGCUCCAGGCUGCCUACCGAAAGGCUGAGUCUGCCAGUGCACGAGACAACGCACCGAGCGCGGGGCAAAUACGCAACCUAGGGCUACUCGGCAAGGAGGACGACACGAAGGUCGUAACGGGGUCGAGUUGA
This is a messenger RNA of Colletotrichum abscissum, 315 nucleotides long. RefSeq names its product NADH:ubiquinone oxidoreductase 11.5kD subunit. Bases 1 to 315 code for a protein of 104 amino acids. NCBI's taxonomy places the organism in Eukaryota, Fungi, Ascomycota, Sordariomycetes, Glomerellales, Glomerellaceae. Gene Ontology annotation, biological process: mitochondrial respiratory chain complex I assembly. The record is from RefSeq and is a predicted model, not a curated record. The transcript is spliced from 3 exons.